Chelonus insularis is the source of this 8117-nucleotide messenger RNA. RefSeq names its product sodium/potassium-transporting ATPase subunit alpha (gene Atpalpha). Bases 612 to 3629 code for a protein of 1005 amino acids. Gene Ontology annotation, cellular component: plasma membrane. The record is from RefSeq and is a predicted model, not a curated record. Gene Ontology annotation, biological process: sodium ion export across plasma membrane; intracellular sodium ion homeostasis; potassium ion import across plasma membrane. Lineage: Eukaryota; Metazoa; Arthropoda; Insecta; Hymenoptera; Braconidae. Gene Ontology annotation, molecular function: ATP binding; P-type sodium:potassium-exchanging transporter activity; ATP hydrolysis activity. The transcript is spliced from 10 exons.
UGGACUUGCAGCAGUGUCGGGAGAGUGCGGGGUGCGCAAGCUACUUGGCUCCCUGUCAACCGGCGAGAAUCGAAGAGGUGUGGUGUGGUGGAGAGAAAAGGGAUUGAAGCUUGCGCAGUGACUUGAAGCCGACGGCCGUACGGGUAAUACUUUUAAGUGGGGGAACCCAAGUUGAGACGGGUCGAUGAUGCCGGCACGGUCCGACGAGGCCGCCGCGUUAACCGUCAGUCAGUCUCUGGUCCACCCGAAGCCGCGACGCUAAACGCUUCUUUCACAUCGAAAUUAUCGCCGUACGCCGCAGCCAUGGGUGACGACAAGAGUGCUUCGCAGUGAUCGUCGGACAUCAGUGCUCGAUACACUACUUCCGGUCGUGGAUAAGAAGAGGUUGAGAGAAAGAGAGAAAGAAAAAAAAAGCGUGCGUGUGAGUGACAAAAAAAAAAAGCUUAUUCAAGACAGAGGGAAGUGCUUUGACGGUCGACUAUACGACGAGUCACUUCACUUGAAAAAUAGUCCAAAAUAUUAAAUUAUAAUUAAUCUUAACGAAAAGUAAAAAAAAAAAGCAAGAAGAUUAUCUACUUCUUCUCAACCGUUAAUUCGUCGUUAAAUUAAACAUGUCGCGGCGAAAGAAUCCAAAGAAAAAGGGAGACAAUUUGGAUGAUUUGAAGCAGGAGUUGGAUAUUGAUUUUCAUAAAAUCACUCCUGAAGAGCUUUACCAGAGAUUUCAGACUCAUCCGGAAAAUGGCCUUAGCCAUGCGAAAGCGAAAGAGAAUCUGUUGAGGGAUGGUCCAAAUGCAUUGACGCCUCCAAAACAGACACCGGAAUGGGUCAAAUUCUGUAAAAAUUUAUUCGGAGGUUUCGCUUUGUUGUUGUGGAUUGGUGCAUUCCUUUGCUUUAUUGCAUAUGGUAUCCAAGCGUCGACGAGUGAAGACCCCAACGAUGACAAUCUCUACCUCGGUAUUGUACUUGCCGCCGUAGUUAUCGUGACGGGUAUUUUCUCAUAUUACCAGGAAAGUAAAUCAAGUAAAAUAAUGGAGUCGUUCAAGAACAUGGUUCCACAAUUCGCAACAGUAUUGAGAGAGGGUGAAAAAACGACUCUUAGAGCUGAAGAUUUAGUGCUUGGUGACGUUGUCGAAGUUAAAUUCGGUGAUCGUAUACCAGCUGAUAUUAGAAUCAUUGAAUCACGAGGCUUUAAAGUAGAUAACAGUUCGCUUACCGGUGAAUCUGAACCCCAAUCGAGAUCACCUGAAUUUACCCACGAAAAUCCCCUUGAAACCAAAAAUCUAGCAUUCUUUUCUACUAAUGCAGUAGAAGGCACAGCUAAAGGCGUAGUAAUUUGCACUGGUGACAAUACUGUAAUGGGUAGAAUUGCAGGUCUAGCAUCAGGAUUGGAUACUGGAGAGACGCCGAUUGCCAAGGAAAUUCAUCAUUUUAUUCAUCUUAUUACUGGUGUAGCUGUAUUCCUUGGAGUAACCUUCUUUCUCAUUGCUUUUAUCCUUGGUUACCAUUGGCUUGAUGCUGUCAUUUUCCUGAUUGGUAUUAUUGUCGCUAAUGUACCUGAAGGUCUUCUAGCUACAGUGACAGUAUGUCUGACAUUAACUGCCAAGAGAAUGGCCUCUAAAAACUGCCUUGUUAAAAAUCUCGAAGCUGUUGAGACUUUAGGAUCCACCUCGACCAUUUGUUCGGAUAAGACAGGAACCCUGACACAAAAUAGAAUGACUGUCGCCCAUAUGUGGUUUGACAAUCAGAUAAUUGAAGCCGACACAACGGAGAACCAGUCUGGUGUGCAGUACGAUCGCACGAGUCCUGGAUUUAAGGCCCUCGCCAGGAUCGCCGCUCUAUGCAACCGAGCCGAGUUCAAGCCAGGCCAAGAAGGUGAGCCGAUUCUCCAACGAGAAGUUAACGGCGACGCCUCUGAGGCUGCACUUCUCAAGUGUAUGGAACUGGCACUCGGCGAUGUUAUGGGUAUUAGAAAGAAGAAUAAAAAAGUUUGUGAAAUUCCUUUCAAUUCAACCAACAAAUUCCAAGUUUCCAUUCAUGAAACUGAGGAUCCUAAUGAUCCACGUUAUUUGCUUGUUAUGAAAGGUGCCCCUGAAAGAAUCCUCGAAAGAUGUUCAACCAUCUUUAUUGGAGGCAAAGAAAAAGUCCUUGAUGAAGAAAUGAAAGAAGCUUUUAAUAAUGCAUAUCUUGAACUUGGCGGUCUUGGCGAGCGGGUUCUCGGAUUCUGUGACUUCGUUCUCCCAUCUGACAAAUAUCCUGUUGGCUUUAAAUUUAACAGCGACGACCCUAACUUCCCGCUUGAAAAUUUACGCUUCGUAGGACUUAUGUCUAUGAUUGAUCCACCAAGAGCUGCCGUGCCUGAUGCUGUUGCCAAAUGCCGGUCUGCUGGUAUCAAAGUCAUCAUGGUUACUGGAGACCAUCCAAUCACUGCCAAGGCUAUUGCCAAGUCCGUUGGUAUCAUUUCCGAAGGUAAUGAAACCAUUGAAGAUAUCGCACAACGGUUGAAUAUUCCAGUAUCAGAAGUUAAUCCACGUGAAGCCAAGGCUGCAGUAGUCCACGGAAGCGACCUCAGAGAUCUUGACUCUGAUCAAUUGGAUGAGAUUCUCAGGUACCAUACCGAAAUUGUGUUCGCACGUACUUCACCUCAACAGAAACUCAUCAUUGUCGAGGGAUGUCAACGUAUGGGUGCUAUUGUCGCCGUAACUGGUGAUGGUGUAAAUGAUUCUCCAGCCUUAAAGAAAGCAGAUAUUGGUGUUGCUAUGGGUAUUUCUGGAUCCGACGUAUCAAAACAAGCUGCCGACAUGAUUCUUCUUGACGAUAACUUUGCAUCAAUUGUUACUGGUGUCGAGGAAGGUCGAUUGAUUUUCGACAAUUUGAAGAAAUCCAUCGCUUACACCUUAACAUCAAAUAUCCCUGAGAUUUCACCUUUCCUUGCUUUCAUUCUCUGUGACAUUCCACUUCCACUUGGAACUGUAACCAUUCUCUGCAUCGAUUUAGGAACUGACAUGGUACCAGCCAUCUCGCUAGCAUACGAGGAAGCUGAGAGUGAUAUUAUGAAGCGACAACCACGAAACCCGUUCACUGACAAGCUAGUUAAUGAAAGGCUCAUCUCCAUGGCUUAUGGACAGAUUGGUAUGAUCCAAGCUGCUGCAGGUUUCUUCGUGUAUUUCGUUAUCAUGGCUGAGAAUGGAUUCCUACCAUUAAAACUCUUUGGUAUCCGAAAACACUGGGAUUCUAAAGCUAUUAAUGAUCUUACUGACAGUUAUGGACAAGAAUGGACAUACAGAGACCGUAAAUCUCUAGAAUUCACGUGUCACACAGCUUUCUUUGUAUCAAUUGUUAUUGUACAAUGGGCAGAUUUAAUUGUUUGUAAGACACGUAGGAACUCGAUUAUCCAUCAAGGAAUGAGAAAUUGGGCGCUUAACUUUGGUCUUGUAUUCGAGACAGCUUUGGCUGCAUUCUUGAGUUACACGCCUGGAAUGGACAAGGGUCUUCGUAUGUUCCCACUUAAAUUUGUAUGGUGGCUUCCCGCGUUACCUUUCAUGUUGUCAAUCUUCAUCUACGACGAAACGAGACGAUUCUACCUCCGUCGGAAUCCAGGCGGAUGGCUGGAGCAAGAAACUUACUAUUAAACAGUUACGUACAGCGAGAUGCAUACCCACGCGGAAAUACAUAAAGCUAAAGGAAGAUUCAAAAACUACUCACAUAUACACAUGUUAUACACAGGGCGUGCUAUUAAAUCGAUCCAUAUUAUCAUGAAAAAGGCUGGAAAUGUGCUUCGUUGGCUAAACCAUGUGGCUCAAGGAGAUUAUUCCAAGAAAGAGCAAAAUCGAAAUAAAAAAGAACAUUAUCCAAUCGUUAUCCUUGUGCACUGGAUAGGAAAAGUGGUUAAAGAUGGUAAACAUUUGGAAUCCAACGAACCGAAUACGGACGGUUCGUCGAAUUCGUUUUCCGACAUGCUCCAACGAAUGUUCACUUACACGUGACAGGACUAUUUAGUAGUAUUAACGGGAGAAUGUGCGCCGUCUUGAAAGUGUUCUGCUGAGCCAUGAUGAUAAAAUAAAGCACUUGUGGGUUCCAAUAACAUGGGAACGUGGAUAUGAGUCACUGCCCUAUAUAUGUAUUGGUUGUACGAGCGUAAACAUUUGGGAAUCUACAAGGAUAGCCGGGGAUUAUGCUAAUGAUGCGAAUAUCCAGCCUGGAAUGAAGAAAAACGACCAAUAAAAAAGCGAUAGUGUUAUUAGAUUAUUGGAUGGGCUUUGCAUGAUCAAAAAAAAUAGCGUCGGGUGAGACGGGCCUAAAACAAAAAAUAAAUGGUAGAUUGUAGAUGGAAUAUAAAAAAAAAAAAAUAACAAAUUUUAAAUUUAAAAAGAAAUUUUAUUGAACAAUAAUAAACGUGCGGGGGUAAGCUGACCGUGGUAUGUUAAUAUUAAAAAUUUCAUUAAAUAUAAUAAAUUAUUUAUAAUUGAAGUGUGCAUUAAAAAAGUGUGUAGGACACACUUUCAACGAUAUUUAUUUGUCGUGUGGCAUGCUUCAUUUUAGUUGAAAAAUUCGAAAAAAUUCAUUCAAUUCGAAUAUUCAAAUGUUAAAUUUGAUGAAAUAAAGAAAAAAUAAUACGUUGAUUUUAAAGGAUUAAUAAAAAAAAAGAAAAAAUGAAAAUAUUAUAUUAAUAAUCGAUUAAAAACAAAAUGCGGAAUCCGCAGAAAGAGAGAAAUAUAUUGAUUAAAUAAUAAUGUAGAUGUCUUGUGAUACCGGGGAUUAUUCCGAUAAAAAAGAUCUGUUCAUUAGCGAUUUAUUAUUUUCAAAAAUCAUUAACUUGUUAAUAAAUUGGCAUGAUCUAGAAAUUCUCAUGUGAAAAUAACAAUUAUCUGACUAAAUAAAUAAAAAAUAGUAUUCAUUGUAUAUAUAAAACAUUAUCAACAACAAAUAAAUUAUAAUUUCAAAUACGCAGGAUAUAUAAAUAUAUAAAUAAAUUUAUAUAUAUAUAAAUAUAUAGAAGUCGUAUGACACCGCAAUUCUUUAUAGUAAGUUUUAUUGUUUAAUAAUUUAUGAAAUAAAAAAAAAAAGAGGGAAAUUUGUUAAAAAAAAUCAGUAUGCUAGAUCGGCACGCCCUAGAUAAAAGAAAUAAAAGUUAAUUAAAAAGUAUUGAAUUAAAAAUAAAUAAAUAAAAGAAAUUUGAAAAUAAAAAUCGCGUAUUCAUUAUUUGCAUGUAGCAUCGUCUGAUUUUGAAUAUUAGCUACAAUCAGAUCGCCUUACGUUAUUCUGUAGAUUUUAUUCGAGAUCGUUAAUAAAAAUGGAAAAAGAGGGUCGGCAUAACGAAGUAGCGAUAGAAAAAAUAACAACAAUUUAAACAAAAAAAAAUCAUUGAUAAAAGUGUGCUCGUUUAAUAACUGUGAGCUAUUGAAUUUCUUAAUUAGUCAUUGUAAUAAAUACAAAUUUAAAGCAAGAAAAAUCUCUAAGUUGAUGAUAUAGUUGAGUGAGAAAAGUAGAAAGAUAGAGACAGAGUGAGUUGAAUGAAUAAUGAAAAAUGAUGAGCCAAGUUUCUUGAUGAAGAAUUAAUAAGCGAAAAGGGCCAUAGACUUGUUUUGAGAUUACAAAAAUUAUAUAGUACACGCGAUGAUUGUAGAUUGUAGAUUAUACACAGUAAAGGAAAAAAUAACAAAAAAAAAAAAACGAAAUUACGAGCUAGGAAUGGAAGUAAUGCAUUCUCACGUAGAUGACAAACAAAAAAUAAAUAAUAAUUAUAAUUAUAAUUAUGAAAAAAAAAAAAAAAUAAAUAAUCAAGUAAAUAUAUAAAAAGCAUUCAUUCUCUUAGGUUUUUUUCAUAGUUUUAAUGCCAAGCGGGAAAGCUCGCUUUAAACUUAUUGCCCCGGUACGCUCUGAACGCCCUGUUAUCAACCGAUUACAUGAUGAUUUAGCAAACAAAAAGUUACUGUCAGAAAAUUUUGAUUAAUUAAACCAGCGAACCCUUCGACACAAAGUGACUUAAAAACCUGCCACGUAUGACCCUCUCACUCACAGAAUGUUCGAGAAUAUUAUCAAUUAAAACAGAAUAAUAAUUAAAAUGUCACAGGGGCGCGAAAUACUCAAGAUGAUGGAGAUGGUGAAAAGCAGCACACCCCGGCUCCGGUUAGGUCCUGAAUAAAUGCCUAAAGUGUUCAUUAUUGAGAGUCAUUAGUACACUUGUUAAUUACAUUCAUGUAACUUUAAUAAACACAACAUAAAAAAUUUAAAAAAAUAACACAAGACAUUUACACUUAACAAGCACAAUGAAAUGAUUUUUAAAGUAAGAAAAACUGUUGGAGUUUUAAAGUAGCAUUUAAAAGCCACGAAAGCCCUAAGAGACUUCCAGUUUUGAUGUUUAUCUUCCUAAAGAGAAUGAAAAGACAUGUUAAUCAUUGAAAAUAAAUGCAGACUUUUUUGACUUUCCGUAUGUUAUUCUCGUUAAAUUGGUCAUUAAGGCCUGCGUGGAUUUAAUGAAAAAAAAAAAACAAGAAUUAAAACAAAUUAAUUAGGAAGAUAUAACUCAUAAUUAAACACUUAUAGAAACAAAGUGAGUAGAUGAUUAAAAGCGUCGGGUAUGUCGGUAAUAAAUUUCUAUACGUGCUGAAAGCUUAUCAUGCUAAUUGAUGUCAUGGCACGUAUGAAACUCACUGUACGAUAAGAAACGAUGAAAAAAAUCUUGUGAGAAUGUAAAUGAUAAUGAAUUAUAAAAGAAAUAAGAAAAAAUGAUGUUAAAACGGUUGUCAACAGGGUGUUCCGUGCCGGGGGGACGUAGGAGCCCAAGAAAAAAAAAAACUGAUAAAAUAAAAAAAAUGCUUUGCCGUCGUGCGCCGCCUCACUUUAGGCUAAAUAAUUUAAAUAUUAACGAUAAUAUAAUAAUUAUGAUAAUACAAUACAUGUUAUAAAAUAAGAUAUUACUAGAUGUAAUUAUUAUACAUGGUUAGUCUAGAUCGUGUUGUUGAAGAAAAAAGUAUGUAUAAGCAAAAAAAAAAAAAAAUAAAUAAAAGAAAUGGAGCGAACAAAAUAUAUAACAUAAAAAAGUAAUGGAAUAGGAUUCGGUCUAAGACCAAAAUCCGCAGCGGAAUGAGUACGUACGAGUCACGAUUCAUUUUUUUUUAAAAAAAAACCACAUAACUUUAUAAACCUAACCUAAAAUUCAUAAUUUUAAUUAAUGAUAAUUUUAAUUCUGUAUUAUGUGUAAUUCUCAAUAAUAUGUAUAUUUUAUAAUUUGCAUUCGUUUUUUCAUCGCAAUAACAAUCGACAACGUUAUCGUGAUGAAUGUUUUUUAUGAAAAAGAGUGCGAGAGAUAAUAAAUUAAUGUAUAAUUGAGAAUAUUGAGAGAAUCAAAUAUGUGUGAUUGUUGAAUUAAAAUCCAAUUUUGCAUGAUUAUUCAUUUUUAAAAAUCGUAAUAACAUUUAUAAAUAUUAAUCCAAUAAUUAAUGAAUUUUCUUCUUAUUAUAUUGUCGUAUAACAAUAAUUAAGAAAGAGGAAGUUGAUGAGUAAAAUAAAAUGAGAAAAAGAAAAAUGAACAAGUCAUUUGCACAGACUCAGUCCGCUAUGCGUGAUAGAAUCAUUGAAAGAUUUAAAUAAAUAAAUAAUGUUUUAUUAAAUUGUAAAUAUUUUAAAUAAUAGACGACGGACAUUAAAAAUUGUGCGUGAUUGGGGACCCACUAGGGCCGGUUCUUGAUUUAAUCGGUCCGACCCUCGCAUUAUUGCGGGUCCUUUGCUCUUUUUUGCAAUUUUCGUUUUGCUUUACACGUGAAUGUACAUCACUCUACUCACACAAUCCUAUUUAAAAACAACACUUGUAUGCAACAUUCAACUCAUGAGCUUCAAUAAUUGGCCCAGAUGCUGACUUCACAAAGUAACUAAUUAAAGGUUACCUAGAACACAAAUCACGAUUAAUAAAUAAAGAAAUUAUUGAAUCAAUUAAAUAAAGCAAGUUACGUGAGUUAGAAAACACGUACACGCAUACAAUACACAGCAAUUGAUGAUAUAAAAAAAAGGAAUACGUGCUCACUGCUCUACUCUAUCUGUAAUAUCUUUCUGAUUGACAAUUUCUUUCGUAUUCUUAUUGAUAAGUUUUCGUUUUCACACAUAAAAAUAUAUUAAGGAUA